This is a messenger RNA of Dermacentor albipictus, 948 nucleotides long. RefSeq lists its product as uncharacterized. Lineage: Eukaryota; Metazoa; Arthropoda; Arachnida; Ixodida; Ixodidae. The record is from RefSeq and is a predicted model, not a curated record.
AUGCCCAAACGCAAGUGCAAAUUCACGGAACAGCUGGGAAAAGAGUACCCCUUCAUCAAGAAAACUAAGUCAGAGGCGGAUGUGCGCUGUGAUACAUGUGGACGUUCGGAUGUACUAAAACACAUCAGCUCUGUCAAGCACAAACAGUGUGUGUCGGCGGCUGCUAGUUCCAGUGCAGUAACCUGGUUCUUUAGACAGGAAUGUGCCGGGGAAAAGGAGCUCCAACUUGCUGCAUCAGAGGGUGUAUUCGCCUUCCACACAGUCGUUCACAACCAUAGUUUCCGAUCAAUAGACUGCACUUCAAAGCUUGUGCAGAAAUUGUUCAAUGAAAAAUUUUCCUGCGCUCGCACAAAGGCAGAAGUGAUUGCUUUGAAUGUGCUUGCCCCGUCUGCAGAGGAAGAAUUGAAGACAGACCUGCAGGAGGCUAAAUUUAUCUCAGUGUUCUGUGAUGCUUCCAACCACAAGGAUUUGAAGGUGCUCCCAAUAAUGGUGCGCUAUUUCACCGCUGCUGCAGGAGUGCAGACGAAGCUCCUUGAGAUUAACACCUUGCCAGGUGAGACUUCAGCAAUGGUGAGCCAGUACAUAAUGGACGCACUCGAAGCCAACCAAGUCACAUCAAAGCUAGUUGCUUUCAGUGCCAAUAACGCAAAUUGCAACUUUGGUGGUGCUGCGCGAAACGGGAAGAACAAUGUGUUCUCGAGAUUGCAAGAUUCUAUGGAUCACAAGAUCCUUGGAAUUGGCUGCGCUGCGUCCAUAGUGCACAACACCGUUCAGACUGCUGCCGAUUGCCUACCAUUGGAUAUUGAGGCCGUGAUUGUGAAAAUCUACUCGUGUUUUUACAUUUACAUGGUCAGGGUGGAGUGUUUCAAAGAGUUUUGUGAUUUUGCAUCAGUGGAGUACCAGCAGCUUCUGGGCUAUAGCAAGGUUGGCAUUGAUGCCAGCUGUUGA